Messenger RNA from Pseudomyrmex gracilis, 1568 nucleotides. It is a transcript of the gene mtTFB2, whose product is annotated as dimethyladenosine transferase 2, mitochondrial. Gene Ontology annotation, cellular component: mitochondrial matrix. Gene Ontology annotation, molecular function: rRNA (adenine-N6,N6-)-dimethyltransferase activity; mitochondrial transcription factor activity. The transcript has 3 exons. Gene Ontology annotation, biological process: rRNA methylation; transcription initiation at mitochondrial promoter. NCBI's taxonomy places the organism in Eukaryota, Metazoa, Arthropoda, Insecta, Hymenoptera, Formicidae. The record is from RefSeq and is a predicted model, not a curated record. Bases 122 to 1423 code for a protein of 433 amino acids.
AUGACGUACUUACAGAUCUGUUUUAAAUUUUAACUCUGUCGCAUCGAACCACCUUAACCUUAAGAUAGUGUUUUUUUUUUUUUACACAGACUUUUGUGAUUUUGAAAGAUAUAAGUGUAAUAUGUUUCGUAAAACUUUGUCACUUCUAAGUUCCUUGAAAAGUAAACACGUUGCAAGUGCCGCGUAUUGCUCCGUAUUGAAUGACAGCUCGCGUGUGUGUUCCGAAGAGAUCAAGCAUGUCAAUACCGAGCAGACGAAAGUCGGAAAAACAAAGUCGAAAAAAGCGAGGAAGAAAAUAAAUAGCGUAAAUGAUAAAGAGACACUUGACAUAAUUGAAUAUAUUCAAAAAGUCAAUCCAGAUAUGGCCCAUAUGUGUUCGAAAGAAUUGACAGACAUAUGCAGAACGAAAGAUGCGCGUACAUUAUAUUUGAUUGAUAGAGAAACGGCUGUGAAUUACGUUUCUCUGAUUAAAAACGAUCUUCUGAAGAACACGUGUUUCGUUGCGGAAAUGAAUCCCGGUUUCGGCAUAUUAACGACAGAGUUGCUGAAAACAGGCGUACCUCUGAUUCAUCUGUACGAAACGAACAAGGAGUUAUAUCACCUGUUAGAUAUCAUACGCAAUAACUAUCCCAACAGAUUGGAUCUGAAACAUCUCAAUCUUGCUAAGAUAGUUCAAAUACUUUAUAUAGAUAAAAUAACAGGAGCAAACAAAAUGGAAGAGAUAUUGCAAGAUAUUGAAUAUAAGAAUUGGGAAGAUAAAAACUCCAUGCAGGUAAUAGGUACAAUAAAAUCUGAAAAGUUUUUCAAUCAACUCAUCAAAAGUCUACUCUAUCGAAAUUGCUUGAUGACUCACGGAAGACCGGUCUUUUACAUUGGAGUAUCUCCGUCCAUCUGGCAUAAAUACACUAGCAAUAACAAAAAUCUUAGAGCUUACACAGGUUCAAAAGUGUUAUUUCAAACAAUGUUUGAUUAUCAAAUCCUAGGAACAUUAAAUAGAAAAGCCUUUUUACCUUGGCCAAAGAAAAAGAAUUUACAGAAUAUAAGUUUACAGAUGAAGUUGGAUUAUGAGAACAUUUAUGUGAUAAAACUAGAGCCAAAAGUGGACCUCUACUCUCACUUGUCGCAAGAAGAUUGGAUAACGUUUAGUUACUUUGCAAAACACCAUUUGCAAAAACGCAGCAGCAGAGUAAUACCGGAAUUAGAAAAGUGGAUACCCGGAUGUGGAAUUAGAUUAAUAGCAAAAGAUUACACGAUAUUUACACAGUUCGGAGAAUUAACGCCGGUACAGAUUAUGGAACUUUUCAAAGAAUUCAAAUCAUGGCCAGAAUAUAAAGACAGUUAUUUCUUAACUUCUAUGCAAGACUCUUUAAGUGUGCAUAACGAACUGGAUUUCUUAGAAAUCAAUAAUUUAAAAGCUGAUUAAUAAUCUUGUAAUAGUUUUCGGAUAUGUAUAUGUAGGUAAAUAAAACUUUUAUAUUUUAUAUAAUUCUCGAAUAUUGCGGAGAAUAUAAAACAAAACAGAUAUUAAAUUAGAACGAUCCUCAUCAAUUUUCAGUGUCGGUAAUUUA